AUGGAUUAAGUGUUUAUCACUCCUAGUCAGAGAAGUCCUAGAGUUUCAAUCGGGCCUUUUGAUGUUAUCAAGUAAAUUUAUCAGAAAGAAAAAAUGCCAUCUUUCAUACAAUCAGAGGAAAGCUUGAUCAACUGUUUAAAUGAAGGACAAUAAAGAUAGACUAUUCCUUAAAGACACCCUUCUAGAACGAAAUUACAACAAACAUAUAUCUCUCGUUCCUCCAUUUUAAAAUUGCACUUGAAACCAAAAUUUUUGAAAUUCAUACAAUAAAAAUAAUUCAUUACAAGAUUUUUAUCGAAUCUCUACUAACGAGCGUAUGUUAAAUAAAGUAAUAAUGAUUAUCUGUAGGAAAAUUACUUAUCUAUGAAUCUUAAAAAUAAAAAUGAUUAGGAAUUAUUGCAGAAGGAUAACAGCUAUGUUAUUUAACCUGGAUCAUUCUUUUUAAUUUUUUGGGAUCUGGUUGGAAUAAGUGUUAUCGCUUUAAGUUUAUGGCUAUGUCCCUUUCUAGCUUGCUUUUUGCAAUAACAUAAAGAGAGAGAAAUGGAUCAAGAGAUUUUCAAAUAUUUAGUUGCCAUAAUCGCAUUGUAUGCAGUGUUUGACUUUAUAAUUAGUUUAAAUCGAGGGUUCAUUUAAAAAGGAGAGGUAAUCUAUGACAGACUGCAAAUUAUUAAAAACUAUUUCUAAUAUACUUUCUUUACAGAGAUAUUAAAUCUGGUUAUGUGGUCACUCUUUUACUUCGAUUAUUAAGUAAAUGAGUUUAUUACUAUAAUUUAAAUGCUCAUCAUUUUUAAGCAAAUCAGAAAGAAGAUUACUAUUUAAUAUGAAUAAUUCUAUUUAAGAGGAGGAUUGAGUUAAAUCUUAGAUUUAAUAAAUGUAAUCUUAAGUGUCUAUUUUGUUGCUCACACAAUGGCAUGUUUUUGGUAUUAUAUGGGGGAACUGACUAGUCAAAAAUUUGGUCACUCUUGGUUGAUUAAGGAACAUCUACUAGAUGAAACCCUUUGGUUAAGGUAUGCCUAUUCUUUGUAUUGGGCAACCAUGACGAUGGCAACAGUUGGGUAUGGAGAUAUCACGGCACAGAAUCAUUACGAGGUUGUAUCUUCAAUUAUAAUGAUGUUCAUUAGUAGUUGCACCUUUGCAUAUUCAAUGAAUUCGAUUGGGUACAUUUUGAAACUAAUUUAUGAUCAAAAAUAACGAUAUAAGUAAUUAUUGGAAUUAAAUCCUAGAAAAUCACUAAUUCUGAUAAACUAGCAUAUGCGGAAUAACAAUAUUGAGCCGGAAUUAUAAAGUAGGAUACGGAAUUAUUUGCAAUUUCAUUAUCAGGAGGAUGUGUUUGGGAGUUAAGAAGAUAUAGAUAAAAUAUAUGCUUAUCUCCCUUCAAGUCUCAAAACUCAACUCACUGUUGAUAUCAAAAUGACAAUAAUGAAAAAAAUUAAACCAUUACAACUGUUUUCAUUGUAAACAUAGCAAUUCAUAGGUUAAGAAAGUGAAUUGUAGACAUUUCUUCCCGGUGAUUUUAUCCAUGACUUUGAUUCUUCGCUCUACUUUUUUCAUUCAGGAACUGCAACAGUCAUGGAAAAAUAAAGCAAUUCAUAAAUAGAAAUACUCAAUGAGGGUGAUACCUUUGGAGAUUACAGUUUUUUUACAGGUUUCAAUGUGAAUGUAAAGGUUAAAGCAAAUACACUUUGCAAAGUAUACAAAAUUGAAAGAUCGAAAUUUUUGGAAAUACUCAAAUUUAAUCAAAGGGAUUUUGAAAAAUUUCAUUAAAUCAAGGAUGAUAUUAUAUUCGACUCAAAUCUCUAAUAAAUAAACUUAAAAUGCAGAUUCUGCCAUCAAUAUCAUCAUAUUAGUUUAAAUUGUCCCAAUAAUUUCUAUAAGCCAGAUAUCGAAAGAAUAAUAAAAUAAGAAUAUUUCAAAUAAUAGUAGAGAAGAGAGAGAAAUAUUAAAAGAUAAUCUCGAAGAUAAUUCAAUACUCUCCUUGCCCAAGAAGAAAUACAAAAUUGUGCUUAAUUAUUUGACGAUAACGAAUCUAUUAAAAUACUAAGUUAAGAAGAUUAAAGAAAUUCGUAUACUUUAUAUGAAUCCAAAUUGGAUCAUAAAAGUUAGAAAAUAUCUUCAUAAAAACAUAUUAUAGAAAAACAAUCUAAUUCAUGCUAGAUUAUCGACGAAGGUUAUAAUACAGAGAAGUAGCAAAUGAUGUUAGAUGAGUUUAAAACUAAAAACUUAAGUGUUACUGCAGAAAUUGACUAAUAUUAUUGUUUUACUGUGUAUAAGUAAAAUAAUAAUAUAGAUAAUAUGGUUAAAGAGUAUGAAAAAUAGUUUAAGAAAUACCCAAAAUAUUUUCAAUAAAAAAUUGACCAUGCAAGUAGGUAUACAUUUUCUUAUUGGGCGAAGUUCAAUUCAGUUAAAAUAAGAUAAAUUCUGGAAAAACCUAUAUGA
Molecule: messenger RNA, 2436 nt
Organism: Paramecium tetraurelia
Lineage: Eukaryota; Ciliophora; Oligohymenophorea; Peniculida; Parameciidae
Exons: 5
Source: RefSeq, a predicted model, not a curated record